CUGCACCAUCUGCAUCAUCAGCUGCAUCAUCUUCUCACACAGCAAACAGCAUCUGAUCAGUCAGUGGAAAGGAUGAAGUGCACAAUGCUUUUUCUCGUGCUGUCCAUGGUUGUCCUGAUGGCUCAGCCAGGAGAGUGCUUCAUUGGAUGGAUCGUAAAAGGAAUCAGUGAGGCAGCUCAUCACAUUCACCGCGCGAUUCAUAAGAGAAGAAGAGGUGCAGAAGAACAAGCAGACCAACAGCAACUGGACCAGAAUCAACUAAACCGGCAACAACUGGACCAGAAUCAACUGAAACAAGAUCAACUGGACCAGGAUCAACUGAAACAAGAUCAACUGGACCAGGAUCAACUGGACCAAGAAGAUCUGGACCAGGAUCAACUGGACCAAGAAGAUCUGGACCAGGAUCAACUGGACCAAGAAGAUCUGGACCAGGAUCAACUGGACCAAGAAGAUCUGGACAAGCAGCAGUUGGACAAACGUUCCUACCAAUCCGCACGCCGUCGCUUUGAUUAGAUACAACAGGAUACUCUAGAUAUGAAAGCAGUUCUUACUGUUAAACAUUUUUCCAGUAUCAACCUUCUUUGUUAUUUUGUGUCAUUUCUGAAUACUUUGCUUUUGUUUUAUGACAUUUUUUUUGGCAAAGUGGAAAAUAAGCCAACGAAGCUUUACAGGCAACUCCUACCGCAUUGUAUGUAAACCUGCAGAGAGUUUUGUCAAAAGUGAAAUGCAAAUAAAAUAAUUUUCUCAAACUCUU
Messenger RNA from Xiphophorus maculatus (southern platyfish), 754 nucleotides. Its product is annotated as moronecidin-like. The transcript is spliced from 3 exons. The coding region runs from base 73 to 513 and encodes 146 amino acids. The record is from RefSeq and is a predicted model, not a curated record. Gene Ontology annotation, biological process: defense response to bacterium. NCBI's taxonomy places the organism in Eukaryota, Metazoa, Chordata, Actinopteri, Cyprinodontiformes, Poeciliidae.